Molecule: messenger RNA, 696 nt
Organism: Penaeus vannamei (Pacific white shrimp)
Lineage: Eukaryota; Metazoa; Arthropoda; Malacostraca; Decapoda; Penaeidae
Product: molt-inhibiting hormone
Biological process (GO): circadian rhythm
Cellular component (GO): extracellular region
Molecular function (GO): neuropeptide hormone activity
Source: RefSeq, a predicted model, not a curated record
AUGGAAAUGAAAACAUGUUGCAAUUCCUGCUUAAUUCUUUUUGACAAGGAUAACGCUGUCAUCUUCAGUCCUUUCUCUUUUUCUUUGCAGAGGAUAUGGUUGGCGUUAGUGAUUGCAGUAGUUGGAGCAAGCAUUUUUUUCGACAGUGCUUCAGCUAGUUUCAUAGAUGGCUCCUGUCGAGGCGUCAUGGGCAAUCGUGAGAUCUACAAGAAAGUUGUGCGCGUGUGUGAGGACUGUACCAAUAUCUUCCGAUUGCCGGGGCUGGAUGUCAUGUGCAGAGACCGAUGCUUCCACAACGAAUGGUUCCUGCUUUGUCUGAAUGCUGCCAACAGGGAGGACGAGAUCGAAAACUUCAAAGUGUGGAUCAGCAUCCUAAGCGCCGGACAGUGAAGCCUCACCGGGCCUCACUCGCAUAGAACAACCUUCAGAACACUUGGUGACCAAUGGCAAUUAUUGUUAGCGUUGACUAUGUACUUCGUAGUCUGGCUUCGUUUUUUGUUGGUUUACUAGUAUCCUUAAAUGAUAUACCAUUCAGUCUACAAGGCUUGGCAAUCAUGUUCUGUAUACGAAAAGAUACUUGUAAAAUAUUCUACUGUCAUUUGCCGUAAUAAACCUUGAAAUUUGUUUAAAAAUUAAGUUCAGUUUGGAAAUUGAAUCUAAAGAAAUAUCUAUCAUGUGUUCUAAUACCUACGCAUA